AUGGUGCUCGUUCCGGGACUGUUGCCGCCUUCGCGCGAGAAUUGGGUCAUCAUCAACAACAUCUGGAAGUUCUUCCCCGUCGCGACUGGAGUGCAAUGGCUCGUCGACUACUACCCCCAAGGCAAGACGUCGGUUGAGUCGCGCUUCAAUCUGCCUGGUAAAUGGGCCUGGGCUCUCAUGGAGGCCCCAGGCUUCAUUACCCUGCUCUACAACAUGAAGACGCUGCCCACUGAGCUCGGUCUGGGUCCCUUGCCCUGGGUCAACUGGACCAUGGCUGGCCUCUACUCUAUCCACUACUUCUACCGCUCCAUCCUCUCCCCGCUCUUCCUCAACCCCAGCAUGUCGCCCAUCCACCCUCUGGUCUUCGUCUCCGCCCUCGCCUGGAACCUCACCAACGCCCUCUGCCUGUCCGGCUGGCUCGCCGGCUAUGGCCCCACCACCGUCUAUGACUGGGCCGGCCGCCUCUACUGGAUUCAAGCCGGCCUCGUCAUCUGGGGUUGGGCCCUGCUAGGCAACAUCUUCCACGACGACGACCUACGCGAGAUCCGUCGUUCCGCGCUUCGUCGCCAAAAGGAGCAAGCCAAGAAAGACAAUAAGCCCAUCGAUGGUGUGCAGAAACUUUACAUGAUGCCUAAGAAUGGGCUGUUUCACUAUGUGCUGUUUCCUCAUUACCUUUGUGAGUGGAUUGAGUGGUUGGGUUUCUGGAUGAUCGGAGGCUGGAAUUGUACGCCUGCGAGGUCAUUCUUGAUCAAUGAGAUUAGUACCAUGUUGCCUCGUGCGCUGCAGGGAAGAAGGUGGUAUAUUCAGAAAUUUGGCAAGGACAAGGUUGGCAACCGCAAGGCUGUCAUUCCUGGCUUGAUCUGA
Messenger RNA from Aureobasidium namibiae CBS 147.97, 864 nucleotides. Its product is annotated as 3-oxo-5-alpha-steroid 4-dehydrogenase. Gene Ontology annotation, cellular component: membrane. Gene Ontology annotation, molecular function: 3-oxo-5-alpha-steroid 4-dehydrogenase activity. Gene Ontology annotation, biological process: steroid metabolic process. The transcript has 2 exons. The record is from RefSeq and is a predicted model, not a curated record. Bases 1 to 864 code for a protein of 287 amino acids. Lineage: Eukaryota; Fungi; Ascomycota; Dothideomycetes; Dothideales; Saccotheciaceae.